CUUUAUUGACUCCUUAAGUGUUGAGUCAUUCCUGAAAAGUCCUUCUAUAUAUUCCCCUUAUACUCUACACAACUUCCUCCUCGGAUCCCAUCUUAUCCAUCUCUUCCAACUGUGAAUCAUCUCGGAAUGUCUUGCGGUCUCAAGCUAGCCGCCGCUCGUUCCGGCACAUUAAGCAACCAUUCCUUGCGGCAGAGAAUCCCACUCAAUGCUGUGCGCCAAUACUCUCAGACUACAAAUGCUACGGCCCCUCCCACUUCGCCGUUCGCACCUCGCCAUUUCCUUUCUAUCGCUGAUCUGACGGCGACCGAGUUCGCAACUCUCGUUCGCAAUGCAUCCUCACACAAACGUACUAUCAAGUCUGGGUCUAUUCCUCAAAACCUACUCGGCUCUCUGACCGGGCAAACGGUGGCGAUGCUGUUCAGUAAACGCAGUACCAGGACUAGGAUAUCUACGGAGGGGGCUGUGGCACGAUUAGGAGGACAGCCGAUGUUUCUGGGCAAGGACGAUAUUCAACUCGGAGUCAAUGAGUCAUUAUAUGACUCUGCAGUUGUGAUUUCCUCCAUGGUCUCUUGUAUUGUUGCCCGCGUUGGCAAGCACGCUGAGGUUGCAGACCUCGCAAAGCACUCAACGGUGCCUGUUAUCAAUGCUCUCUGUGACUCUUUCCACCCACUCCAGGCUGUUGCCGAUUUCCAAACUAUCUACGAAACGUUUACACCCAAGGCUCAUCGCUCUGACAGCUUAGGUCUCGAGGGCCUCAAGAUUGCCUGGGUUGGCGAUGCCAACAACGUCCUGUUUGACAUGGCGAUCGCUGCCACUAAGCUGGGUAUUGACAUCGCCGUCGCAACACCCAAGGGCUAUGAGAUCCCCGCCCCGAUGUUGGAGUUCAUCAAGCAGGCCAGCAAUGGUGUCUCGAGGCCAGGAAAGAUCAUUGAGACCAAUGUUCCUCAAGAGGCGGUUAAGGGGGCAGAUAUCUUGGUCACUGAUACCUGGAUUUCCAUGGGACAGGAAGCAGAGUCGAUCAAGCGGUUGAAGGACUUCGAGGGCUUCCAGAUCACCUCAGAGCUUGCCAAGCGUGGGGGUGCAAAGGAGGGCUGGAAGUUCAUGCACUGCUUGCCUCGUCACCCCGAGGAGGUCAGUGAUGAAGUCUUUUACAGCCCCCGAUCCUUGGUUUUCCCUGAGGCGGAGAAUCGGUUGUGGGCUGCCAUUUCUGCCUUGGAAGGCUUUGUUGUCAACAAAGGAAAGAUUGAGUAAACAUGCUCACGUAGUAAGUGUAGAACAGCACAAAGUCCAGAAUAUAUACGAAUGUACGCGGGAACAUUGCCAAGUAACUUCCGUAGUGGAUAGGGGGAUCGAUGUAACAAAGAUAUUCGAAUCGAUUGCAAUACCACGUCUAAGAGAAAGAAGACAAUGAAAGAGAGUAGAGGGGAAAGAACGAAAAGAGCAGAAGCCGUUGGUGCCCGCAUUCACAUGUCACGGGCGGAGUUGCCGAUAAAACAUGGCCAACCCUUCAAAUCUC
This is a messenger RNA of Aspergillus alliaceus, 1516 nucleotides long. It is a transcript of the gene argB, whose product is annotated as ornithine carbamoyltransferase. Lineage: Eukaryota; Fungi; Ascomycota; Eurotiomycetes; Eurotiales; Aspergillaceae. The transcript is spliced from 2 exons. The record is from RefSeq and is a predicted model, not a curated record. The coding region runs from base 127 to 1251 and encodes 374 amino acids. Gene Ontology annotation, molecular function: amino acid binding; ornithine carbamoyltransferase activity. Gene Ontology annotation, biological process: L-citrulline biosynthetic process. Gene Ontology annotation, cellular component: mitochondrion.